AUGAAGGAACAUGAUGUACAAGCGGUAGAGACGCGCGCACAGGUCAAGAAGAAAGAAAGUGUGUUCAAGUCGCUGAAGAUACCGGAUUUUAUGACGGAUAUGUGCAGUGUGGAAGAUCUGAAGGACGAACAACAGAGAGUCCCAACAUUAGCGAAGACUGAUGAUUCAGCUGAUGAUUCCGUUGAUGAAUCCUUUGAUGGUUCCGCUGUUGAGUCAGCUGAUGAUUCAGCAGAUGAUUCCGUUGAUGAUUCCUUUGAUGGUUCCGCUGAUGAUUCAGCUGUUGAUUCCACUGAUGAUGCAGAUGAUGAUUCUGUUGAUGAAUCCUUUGAUGGUUCCGCUUAUGAGUCAGCUGAUGAUUCAGCUGAUGAUUCUGUUGAUGAAUCCUUUGAUGGUUCCGCCGUACAGUCAGCUGAUGAUUCCUUUGAUGGUUCCGCUGUUGAGUCAGCUGAUGAUUCAGCUGAUGAUUCCGUUGAUGAUUCCUUUGAUGGUUCCGCCGUACAGUCAGCUGAUGAUUCAGCUGAUAAUUCCGUUGAUGAUUCCUUUGAUGGUUCCGCUGAUGAUUCAGCUAUUGAUUCCACUGAUGAUGCAGAUGAUGAUUCCUUUUAUGGUUCCGCUGAUUAUUCAGCUGUUGAUUCCACUGAUGAUGCAGAUGAUGAUCCCGCGGAUGAUUCCAAUUAUGAUUCCAUUGACACCGUCUUUGAAUUUAAGACCAUGGCGUUGACUUAG
Messenger RNA from Pecten maximus, 726 nucleotides. RefSeq names its product clumping factor A-like. The transcript has 2 exons. The record is from RefSeq and is a predicted model, not a curated record. NCBI's taxonomy places the organism in Eukaryota, Metazoa, Mollusca, Bivalvia, Pectinida, Pectinidae. Bases 1 to 726 code for a protein of 241 amino acids.